AUGAACCUAGAAUGGAUUUUGAGACUCAUCAUAGAUCGUAAUGACUGGUUUCCGACCACGUUGACGAACUUUGCCCAUGUUGAUAAAACUAGUACUAGGAUUAAGGCCAGGCUAACCCCAACUCAGUUAGACAUGUUUAGGCAAACAUGUUUCGGUCCUAUUUUGGACAUGGACGUUGUUUUCAACGGUCCAUUGAUCCAUCACCUGUUGUUGAGAGAGGUUGAAGAGCCUAGACAGGACGUCAUUAGCUUUGACUUGUUUGGGAAGAGGGUGUCUUUUGGUAAGCGAGAGUUCGACCUAAUCACCGGGCUCAGUCAUAGGAUGAAUAGGGUAGAUAAUCAUAUUCCUGGACGAAGACUUAGAGCACGUUACUUUAAAGACAGUGUUAAGGUUAAGUGUAGUGAGCUGGAGAAGAUUUUUUUGGAGGACGUUUUUUACGACGACGAGGAUGUUGUGAAGGUUGGCAUAGUUUACUUCAUAGAACUUGCCAUGAUGGGGAAGGAGAGGAAGCAGUUCAUAGAUACGGCCCUGUUAGGUGUUGUGGAUCGAUGGGAGGACGAUUUGGAGUCUCAAGAACGCCCUGAAGGAUAA
Molecule: messenger RNA, 591 nt
Organism: Momordica charantia (bitter melon)
Lineage: Eukaryota; Viridiplantae; Streptophyta; Magnoliopsida; Cucurbitales; Cucurbitaceae
Source: RefSeq, a predicted model, not a curated record